Molecule: messenger RNA, 1068 nt
Organism: Gossypium raimondii (Peruvian cotton)
Lineage: Eukaryota; Viridiplantae; Streptophyta; Magnoliopsida; Malvales; Malvaceae
Exons: 4
Coding region: 1-1068 (355 amino acids)
Source: RefSeq, a predicted model, not a curated record
AUGAAGAAGUGCAAUGCAUUCUUACAGAACAAGCUACCAUCGAAACUGAAAGACCUUGAAAGCUUUACGAUACCUUGUAACAUCAGAGAAUCAUACUGCGGUAAAGCUUUGUGCAACCUUGGAGCAAACAUCAACUUAAUGCCUAAAUCUAUUUUCAAACUGUUGGGAAUAGGUGAAGUAAGACCCACUAUUAUGACACUUCAACUUGCGGAUCGUUCGUUUGCAUAUCCCAAGGGAAAGAUAGAGGAUGUCUUGGUAAGAGUUGAUAGGUCUAUUUUUCCUGCUGACUUUAUUGUGUUAGACUUUGAAGUAGAUAAGGAAGUUCCAAUCAUCUUAGGGAGACCUUUCCUAGCCACGGGAAGAACGUUAAUAGAUGUGCAAAAAGGAGAACUUAUAAUGAGAGUUCAAGAAAACCAGGUAACAUUUAACGUACUGAAGGCCAUGAAAUUUCCCUGUCCGACGAAAGAAUGUUUAGUUAUAGAGGAAUUAGAAGCCUUAGUUUCUAUGGAAAGCAAUUUUGAAGAAGACCCGUCAGAGAACACUUUAGGGUCUGAACCCUUGGAAGAUGAAAAAUGUAUGAAGGUACCAAAGUAUUUACUCACGAAGAAAGAUGCUAAACCAAGGCUAAAUCGAUGGAUACUUUUGCUCCAAGAAUUUGAUCUUAAGAUCCAAGAUAGAAAAUGUGUCGGAAAUCAAGUAGCUGACCAUCUAUCGAGGCUGGAACAAAAUGAGGUAACUUCUUCACUCGUUCCAAUUAAUGAGAAUUUUCCUAAUGAGCAUAUCUUCGAGGAUCAAUUUUUGUUUAAACAAUGUGCAGAUAAUAUAAUCAGGAAGUGCGUAGCUGAAAGUGAAAUUGACGAGAUUUUGUACCACUAUCAUUCAUCUCUGAGUGGGGGACACUUUUGUGGUUCCAGUACAGCAGUGAAGAUUUUACAAACUGGAUUCUUUUGGCCUACAGUGUUUAAGGAUAUGUGGCUUAAGUGGUUGCUUGACAAGUAUGAUGUGAAGCAUAAGAUUGCUGCUGCCUAUCACCCACAGUCAAAUGGGCAAGUUGGAAGGGUGAAUUGA